ACGGCGGCGCCCUGACCUCCUGGAGGGGUGUUUGACCCCCCCCCAACAUCGGACCAAAGAACACCCUCAGUCUGGCCUUCAGCAGCCCCUCCAGGACCAGACUCUGGGCCCAGUUCCUGCCCGUCAGUCAGAUGGAGAGGGACAGAAGGCAGGCUGACCCCGCCUGCUUCACUGUGAUUGGAGGACUCCACCCCCUAACAUUCAAAAUGAAAACCAACACAGGUCUGUGACUGGUGGAGCUGGUUGGACCUCAGCCUGAGAGACGCAGCUCAGGGUGAGAAAAACCCUGCAAGCUCUCAUGGGGAUGAAGAGGAUUAGAGCAGAUUACACAAGAGCAGAGAAGAAGAAGAGGGCGCAGAAGAGACCGGUAUAAGAACCAGUACAGGGACCAGUACAGGAACCCACAAAAUCCAGGACCAGCUGGACCCAACUGGACCCAACUGGACAAAACUGGACCCAACUGGACCAAAUUGGACCCAACUGGACCAGACUGGACCAACUGGACUCUGAGUAGAAUCUAACUGGACUGAGCUGAGAGGUUAAGGGUAGGCUGAGCUGGUCCAUUCUGGUCCAUACUGGUCCUUAGUGGUCUGAGCUGGUCUUUGGAACAGGAAGUGGUCUGGAUGGACGGGUUUCAGGCGUAUGGGGCGGGGAAGGCGGGCGGAGCCUUCGACCCGCUGACCUUCAUCAGACAGCCUCAGACCGUGGUCAGGAUCCUCUGCUGGCUCUUCUCCAUGGUGAUCCUGGGCUGCGUUGCUAACGAGGGUUACGUUAACCGUCCCGACAGCAUGGAGGAGUUCUGCAUCUUCAACCGCAACCACAACGCCUGCAACUACGCUGUCGCCAUGGGGACGGUGUGUUUCCUCUGUAGCACCGGGUUCCUGGUGCUGGACGUUUACUUCCCGCAGAUCACCGGCGUGAAGGACAGGAAGAAGGCCGUCAUGGCCGACAUCGGGCUGUCAGCGCUCUGGACCCUGGUCUGGUUCGUGGGCUUCUGUUUUCUGGCCAAUCAGUGGCAGGUUUCUAAAGAAGAAGACAACCCUCUGAAUGAAGGAUCCGACGCUGCCCGAGCCGCCAUCGUCUUCUGCUUCUUCUCUGUCUUCACCUGGGGAGGCCUCACCCUGCUGGCGUCGGAGCGUCUGAAGAGAGUCUCGUUUGAAGAAGAAUACAACAAACUGUUCAGUCCGCCGACUUGACCUUUCUCCUUCAGCUAAUCAGAGACGAUUGUUCCCGUUCUCCCUUUUGCCUCGUCAGCUCAUUCUGGACUCUGGUUGGCUGCUCUAAGUGCCUGUCAUCCAAAGUGCCUUUCUGUUGCCAUGGCAACAGUUUUGUUGUUGUUUUCUUCAUCAGGUGUGUCGGAGCUGAUUUAUUCACUUCAUGUUUGUUGUCGUUUAUUAUUGUUAUUAUUAUUAUUUCAGUGAUAUCAUCAUAUAUUCUGAUUAUGGCGAUGAUGUAAUGAUCUGUGAUGAAAUGUGAGAUGAAGAUUAAAGACAAUAAACUCUGA
Messenger RNA from Micropterus dolomieu (smallmouth bass), 1504 nucleotides. It is a transcript of the gene syngr1a, whose product is annotated as synaptogyrin 1a. The coding region runs from base 624 to 1196 and encodes 190 amino acids. Gene Ontology annotation, cellular component: neuromuscular junction; synaptic vesicle membrane. The transcript is spliced from 5 exons. Lineage: Eukaryota; Metazoa; Chordata; Actinopteri; Centrarchiformes; Centrarchidae. The record is from RefSeq and is a predicted model, not a curated record.